Messenger RNA from Anoplophora glabripennis (Asian longhorned beetle), 3993 nucleotides. RefSeq names its product protein FAM135A. Bases 232 to 3993 code for a protein of 1253 amino acids. NCBI's taxonomy places the organism in Eukaryota, Metazoa, Arthropoda, Insecta, Coleoptera, Cerambycidae. The record is from RefSeq and is a predicted model, not a curated record. The transcript has 14 exons.
UGCCUGGCUGCGGCUGCAUGGGCCCCCUAAAAUUCUUUACAUAACUCCACACAAAUAAAACAGUGCCUCCCUUGUUCCGGUUUCAAUCAAAUUUAAUGGGAAUGCGAUUGCAUGCGGAUUGGAAAUGGUCGCGGACGUAUUCGCAGUGAGCAGACUCGAGUGGGCUGUGUAGUGUCGGAAUGAAUACAAUUUUAAUUUGUGGAAUGUAGCCAAAAUAUUGUUUUAAAUAUUAUGAGCGAGUUGCAGUCGACUAUAGAGUUUUCUGUGGAGCUAUUUAAAUUUUAUAAUGUCGAUUUGUUUCAAAGAGGAAUGUACCAAGUUCGAUGUUCACUGCGCGUUUCCUCAAAACUGAGCGUCAACGUAGAAGUUACCACCCCAGAAGUAACUACCGGCCUAGGAACAGCGAUCGUUUUGGGAAACUAUGGUGCCUGCAGACCCUUCCAGAUCCUCUACAGGAACGAGGAGGUCACGUUAAAAGACGUCGUCCUGUUCAGAUGCCACAUGUUAGUGGACGGCAAUAACCUUAGGGAAUCCCUGGAGAGGGCGGAGUUUUGUUUAGUUUUGGAGUUGUGGUUCAGCGAUACGUCUCCUGUAUCCAUGGUAAUGGUCUCUUCGAGAACGCUGCAGCUGAACAUGUCCCCCAUCGAAGGCCUACAUUACCACUUACCUAUUCUGUUCGACUACUUUCAUUUGUCCGCCAUUUCCCUGACCAUACACUCCGCACUGACUGCCUUACAUCAGCCCUCGAUGAAGAAGGGGAUACUGCGGUACAUGCAAAGUUGUGCCCCGAAAAGUUCAAAAUCGUGGAGUAAAAUCAGGUCAGCCCACUGUUCUUCUUUAACGGAUCCCGUCCUACUAGUGAGUAGUAAUAAGGUUUAUAGCAGAAUUAACGAAUCUCCGCAAGUACAUCUAGAGGUGUACAAUGUUCUACUCGACUCUAGCAAUAAUCUGAAGGCCACCAUCAAAGAAUACAAAAUGUUAUUGUUGCAAAGGGAGGAAGUCGUAUCGGAAAACUACGACACCCUGAUCGUUAAACACAAUGAGUACGAUAGCACAAAGUUGAUGAAAAAACGACCGUUUCUACAAAACUCGGGUCUUGCAGAACUGUGCGCGGAGAACAUCAAGCUGUGGAAUUAUUUUUUACUAACAUUUAGUUGUAAAAUUGCAAUUCAGCAGCACUUAAGCAAGAAACAUCACAGCUUAAGGGUUAGGAGGUUUGCUGAAUUGUUUUUCCUCGUGUACAACCCAAGGAGUUCUGCGUUCGGAUGUUACGAGACGAACUAUCAAAAAUAUUUGGUAAUCGCGGAAAUCGCAAGAAGAUCCAAAUAUAUGCAAAUGUUACCACCUCUUCCCGUCCACUGUGUAGCACUGGACGGUGAGACAGCAACGAUGCCGGUGAUAUUCGAGGAUCAGUACCAGGACCCGUUUGAGUUCGAAAAACGGAACUGCGAGGGACUCUCGUUAACACCGCAGGAAGAAUCGGACCCGUGGAUAUCAAAAACGCGCAACCGCUUGGACUUGGACGAAACGAACUGUUCUUGUGGAAUUGGUAGACUGUGGGAGAAUCGGAAAAACGCCGAAAAGCCCUUGCCGGGCACCAACGUUUUCAGCGUAGAAGACCCCCUAAGUUUCGCGAUUCCCACCAGACAUAGCAAAUCCUUAGAUCAAUUACAGAUGUGUUCAAGAAAUAAUUUCCAUUAUUCUUUAAGUAACAUAAGAGGACAAACAGGCGAUAGCAAGCACUUGGGGAGGUCGCAGUUUUGCAAAACAGAACCAACUUUGAAAAACGUAGCUAGCGAGCACAACAUGCGCAACGGGAAAUAUUUUUUACACGACGAUAUCAAAACGAAGCUGAGUAGUACCAAGGAAAAUAUAUGCAGCUGUCCGUUAAAUAGUUACUUCACGUUGAGCGGUAGCAGGAAAUCGAGGAAUAGCAGCGUCGUGGGAAAAGGCGAUAUGACGUUGGAUUUGAAUGUGGUCACGGAGAAAAAAUAUAAACAGUUUAAUAUAAAGAAUCUGACGAACGUCAAGCAGCAGUACAACACCCUAGUGAAGUCCAUGAGCCAAACGCCUUCCGACAGCAGCCAAAACAUAUUCAGAUCGAAUUCGAUGCAGUUUUUUUCUCCGAAAAAGAGAGUCUCGAACAAGCUAAACAUGCUUCUAGCGAAAAAGGGCAGCGCUAGGAAGUCCGAUAGACUAAUCGAAAACGGCGCGCAAAUCAAAACAACUCCACACGCGGACCAAGAUUACACGAGGAAAUCAAAAUCGAAAAAACACUCGUCGGGUGGCAAACAGUUCGAAAUUGGUUCGACGAGUAGCUCGACGGAGAGUUUAUCUGUGGAAAAAUUAACAGGGUCAAAAUACGAAGCUUUACUUAGUUGUAGUGGUCUUAGGAGGGUACGUAGCACUUCUUGCUUAGUAGAGGAAUUUUUUCCAUUAAUAUUAUCGGGCACGGAAUCACUGCCGAACAUAACUUCGAAACUAGAAGAACGACUUUAUCCUGAAAUGAAAUACUUCAGUAGUUCCACUUCGUCUACCACGAGCGAGCAGAGCGGCUGGAUAACUUCGAGGAGUAGUUCAAUAGCCUCUAGUACUGACGUAACCAAUCCUGCCACAAGUGCUAUCAUGAACGUUGAAAAAAUUCAGAGGAGACUGUUCGGUACGGACAGCAGAAGAAGCAAAGAGAAAUUUCUAAUCAAAAAUAAAUCAAAUAAAUUUUAUUUAGAUAGUGAUAGCUCGAACGGGCACAAGAAAAAAUAUCAAAAACACGAUCAAGACUUUCCUUUGUACAAAGGCUGUGAAUUUAAUCAAAUUUGUGAGGAUUUUGCUUUACCGCCUCCAAAACAGUUUAGAGAUUUAGAAUCGCCGUCGAGUUCGGUCACGAACGGCACAAACGAAGAAGAAAUCAAUGCGGUAGAUAACCUUUUAUACCACGUCGUCGAUACUCAAACUAACCUCGAAAGGAAACCCAGUCAAUUUGAUUUGAAAUCAUCCACGGAAAAACAAGACGCUCAUUUCGACAAAGUUAACACCGAACCCCUGAAAUCGUUCUUAAAAGCAAAAAAGGAGUUUAAGAGUCAAUUAAAGUUCCCCGGCUUGCUUUACUCGGACCUGAACAAGUUCGCUUCGACGGUACCUUACUUCCAUAUCAGCGACGAGUUCAGGAUAUUUUCGCCCGAAGGGAUGCACCUUGUGGUCUGCGUGCACGGUUUGGACGGGAACUCCGCCGACUUAAGACUAGUGAAGACGUACCUAGAGCUGGGGUUGCCGGGAGCUUAUUUGGACUUCCUUAUGUCCGAAAGGAACCAGGGGGACACUUUCAGCGAUUUCGACACCAUGACGGAUCGGUUAAUAAGCGAAAUUCUUCAUUAUUUAGAUACGAGUAGCAUAAGACCAACUCGAGUAAGUUUCGUCGGACACUCGCUAGGUAAUAUUAUAAUUAGGUCGGCCUUGACGAGGCCACAAAUGAAAUUUCUUCUACCAAGACUGCAUACCUUUUUAUCACUCUCUGGACCACAUUUAGGAACUUUAUAUAACAGUAGCGGGUUAGUAAACAUGGGUAUGUGGUUUAUGCAAAAAUGGAAAAAAUCGGGAUCGCUUCUCCAAUUAUGUUUGAAGGACUGCACAGAUCCCCGACAGUCGUUUUUAUACCGUUUAAGUCAACGAAGCACCCUGCAACAUUUCAAAAACAUUUUAUUAUGCGGAUCGGGACAAGAUAGAUACGUACCGCUUCAUUCGGCGAGGAUCGAACUGUGCAAGGAGUCCCUAAGGGACACCUCGGACUUGGGCGCAAUCUACCGAGAAAUGGUGCACAACAUCUUGUCCCCGAUAAUUGCUCAGAAGGAACUGAAACUGUUGCGCUACGACAUCCACCACGCCUUACCCAAUACUGCCAACGCAUUAAUCGGUAGGGCGGCGCACAUAGCGGUUUUAGAUUCGGAACUGUUUAUCGAAAAAUUCAUGGUGGUGGUUGGUAUUAAAUAUUUCCGUUAG